Messenger RNA from Sorex araneus (European shrew), 6334 nucleotides. It is a transcript of the gene DNAJB14, whose product is annotated as DnaJ heat shock protein family (Hsp40) member B14. Gene Ontology annotation, biological process: cellular response to misfolded protein. Gene Ontology annotation, cellular component: endoplasmic reticulum membrane. The transcript is spliced from 8 exons. Gene Ontology annotation, molecular function: Hsp70 protein binding. The coding region runs from base 93 to 1229 and encodes 378 amino acids. The record is from RefSeq and is a predicted model, not a curated record. NCBI's taxonomy places the organism in Eukaryota, Metazoa, Chordata, Mammalia, Eulipotyphla, Soricidae.
GGCACCUGCGCGCCGAGGAGGCGGGGCCCCGCGCGCCCCGCCCGCCGGCCGCGCCCGCCGCUUCCGCCCCGCGCUCUCGGGGACGCGCGGCCAUGGAGGGGAACCGGGACGAGGCGGAGAAGUGUGUGCGCAUCGCGCGCCAGGCCCUGGACGCCGGCGACCGCGAGCGGGCCCAGCGCUUCCUGCACAAGGCCCAGAAGCUGUACCCGCUGCCCGCCGCCCGCGCGCUCUUGGAAAUAAUUAUGAAAAAUGGAAGCACGGCGGGAAGUGGCCCUCACUGCCGGAGACCAGCGGGCCCCGGAGACGCCGGCAGGCCCAGGGGUGCGGAGGACGGCGGUCCCGGCGGGGCGGAAGGCGCGAAAGGCUACACCAAAGACCAAGUGGACGGGGUCCUCAGCAUAAACAAAUGUAGAAAUUACUAUGAAGUCCUCGGGGUCACGAAAGAGGCCGGCGAGGAGGACCUGAAGAAAGCGUACAGGAAGCUGGCCCUGAAGUUCCAUCCCGACAAGAACCGCGCGCCCGGAGCGACAGACGCCUUCAAAAAGAUCGGGAACGCGUACGCCGUGCUGAGCAACCCCGAGAAGCGGAGGCAGUACGACCUCACGGGCGGCGAGGAGCAGGCCUGCGGCCAGAGCAACGGCAGGUUCGACUUCCACAGAGGCUGCGAGGCCGACAUCACCCCCGAGGACCUGUUUAACAUCUUCUUCGGGGGCGGGUUCCCCUCGGGGAGUGUGCACUCGUUUUCCAACGGACGCGCUGGUUACGGCCACCAACAUCAGCACCGACACAGCGGCCACGAGCGAGAAGAAGAAAGAGGAGAUGGCGGCUUCUCCGUGUUCAUCCAGCUGAUGCCCAUCAUCGUGCUGAUCCUCGUGUCGCUCCUGAGCCAGCUGAUGGUCUCCAACCCCCCCUACUCCCUGUACCCCAGAUCUGGAUCAGGGCAAACUAUUAAAAUGCAAACAGAAAACUUGGGUGUUGUUUAUUAUGUCAACAAGGACUUUAAAAAUGAAUAUAAAGGAGUGUUACUACAAAAGGUAGAGAAGAACGUGGAAGAAGACUACGUGACCAAUAUUCGAAAUAACUGCUGGAAAGAGAGACAGCAGAAAACGGACAUGCAGUAUGCAGCGAAGGUGUACCGGGACGACCGGCUCCGGAGGAAGGCGGAAGCCCUGAGCAUGGACAACUGCAAGGAGCUGGAGCGGCUGACCAGCAUCUACAAGGGCGGCUGACGGCAGGGGGCCGUUGCGUGCCCCGCGUCGAGCUGCCUCGCGAGCGCUAGCAGGAGAGAUCGGCUCUGCACACCCGCACCCAGCAGGCCCCCGAACCUCGGACGUGUCUGACCUACUGACUCCUUUAAUUAGUAAGAAACUGGAAGUGAAAUCAAUAUUUUAGUUACGCCUCCGCUAUUACUUUCCACUCUAACAGCUUCUGUGACUAACUGUCUAAAACUGCCUCGGCGAGGACCAGCGCCCGCAGCCGUUCCCGCGCAGGGAUCUCCGUCUCUUCCCUUGUCCUGUAAAUACUCAUGGAAUGAUCAUUUUGUGUACAUAUAGGUUCUCAUUUUUUAAAAUUUAGAUUAUUUUAGCGUUAGCAAUUUGAGACACUUUAAGUUUAAAUUAAUGGAAUAAAUGUACGAUGACAAAAGUGCAUUUUUCUUGUCAGCUGUUGAGUGUGUGGCAUUUAAACAUGAACCUUUUACAAGAAAAUGGAAAACAAAAGCUGUUUAACUGUGUAAAAUCUUGUAGCAUUAUCAGCUUAGAGGGAAUUGAUAUUUUUAAUAUUGCCAUUAUAUUCCAGAAUAUAUAUUGAGAUAAAAGAACUGGUGUAUGCUAUCGGUUUGCUAUUUAUUUAGUUUCUAUGAAUUGCUAAUCCACGCAUAGGAAUGAAGUGUUGCCUUGAAUGACACUGAGGAGAGGGCUGUCUUGAUAGUGACCCGGGGGUCUUCAGCUGAAUCCCAUCAGCAUCAUUGGCAGUUCUGGGUCCCGAGAGACCCCAGUGUCCCGUGUAUUGUCUUUGAAGGCUGCCGUGGUCUCCUUGCCUCCUGUCCCCGUGGAAAUGUGCAGCUUCUGUUAAGGCUGAGGUCAGCAGGAUUCCCCCGGUGAACGGGCUCUCUCCAACCAGACAGUGGGAAAAGUGCUCCUCCACGAAGCUCCGUGCCUUUACCCUGCUCCCCCCCCCCAGCCCCUGGGCCUGAGAAGAGGCACCACACUGGGGCCGUGUAGGCGGGGAGGGUGGUUCCUGGCCCUGACCCUCGCGGCCUCUGGAGCUAGACUCUGAGUCUCGGUGGAGGAACCGGGUAGGGACAAGCUCCGUGGAGUAGGAUUCACGAUGUGAGUGAGAUCAGCCCUCGGGAAUGGAAGAUCUGGGUGUCUGGGUGUCGGGUGUGGGACUCUCAGACUUCCUGGGUCCUUGUGUUCACCUUUGUACUCUGACUGCUUCUGCUCGAGACUCACCUAGCAGGAUGAGCAUACAUUUCCGGUUGUCGUUGACGUCUGUGUGACAGUGGUGGAGUGGCUGUGUUUUUUUGUUUAAUGAUUUUUUUUUUUCUGAAUACGGUUAAUUUAUAGCAUCUGUUGAACAAAGCUGCCAAAAUGACCAUUCUUUGUCAGAGGUUUUCUUGUGGGCAGGAGAGACGUACAGAGGUCAAGGUGCUUGUCUUGCACGAGGCUGACCCCAGUGGGAUCCCCAGCACUGCUUAGGGUGCCCCUGGGCCCCACCAGGAGCGGUCCCUGAGCACAGAGCCAGGAGUAAGCCCUGGGCACUGCCCGGUGGGGACACAAAACAAAACAAAAAAUGGUUUUCUUGUAUCCCCUUGUCCCUGAAUAGAAAUGCCUAAUUGAAUUAGUAGGUUAAAUGAAAUGAUACACUGUUAUAGAAACAAUGGACAAUUAACCAAAUCUGCUUUAGAGAUGGGAUCUUGAACACAACAGCUGUGCUUAAAAGGAAAUGUGAUGUAAAAUGUUUCUUGAGCCUGUAGAUUGAGUUGUUUUUUUUUUUUUUUAAGCUUACAGCAUUCUUGGUUGUUUUGUUCCCCCCACCCUUUUUUGGGGGAGGGGGUAACUUUUCCCUUCUUGGUACUGGGAAUCCCUCCUGCCCGCUCAGGGAUCGUACUGGGGCUUCACAUCAAAGCAGGUGCCUUCCUACCCAGCGACUUCACGAGCUCAUACGCAUCAGAACAGGGAGAGAUGCAGACGAAACUCUUCAACUACUUAUUUUUCCAGUUUUAGUGGGAAAUUUACACUUGUGGAGAUUCUUAUGUGAGUUGAUGGAUCCUUUUCCCUUGAUCCUGGCUUACGGGGACCCAUGACGUUAUCAAGCUAAGUGAGUUACGAGUGAUGAAGUCUUACUUGCUUACUUGAACAGUAUUAUAUUCCAGUUGAUUCUUUGCGUUGCAUUCCAUUUCAUAAAAUGUUCGAGGAAGUGUCUUAGGUGAAAUAAUAUUUUCAGACUGCUUUGGGAAUGACUGGCGUGCCUGUAACUUCACUCACACAGAAAGUAGCAAAUGAAGAUUGGGUCCUGAAUGGUGCCCCCGUCACUGGUCUGGGAAUUCUAGGUUAAUUCCACAAAGCAAAAAAAAAUAGCCGUCUAGAGGUACAAGAUCUUCGGAUUUGCUACUCUUGGAAUAAGAAUUCCAACAUCCUGCCACCCUAUUUUUAGCUACAUAAGCUUUGUAGUUUUGUUUGAUACUUUGUGCUGCUCUUUUUUAAGUAUCGCCUGAAAGCCUUUUACCAUCUCUACCGCGAGUCUCUAAGUGGUGUUCCGGAAGUUUGGCUGCAGUUACACUUAUUAACCCUUACACGGUUUCAUUUCCUUUUUUUUUUUUUUUUUGCUUUUUGGGUCCCACCUGGAGAUGCUGUACAAGGGUUAUUCCUGGCUCUGCACUCAGGAAUUACUCCUGGUGGUGCUCAGGGACCAUAUGGGAUGCUGGGUCCGCCUCGUGCAAGGCAAACGCCCUACCUGCUGUGCUAUUGCUCUAGCCCCCCCGGUUUCAUUUCUUUACUCAUACUAACAUCAUCGUCCAUAUGAGGGUUGGGGGAAAGGAGAUGGAAGCUCGUUUGAUCCCUUCAUUCUCAAAUAGAUUGGUGCUAAGCAUUUUGAUCAAAUUUUGAUCAAAUCUGAGAAUUCUCAACAAUGAGGAGUUUCAGGUUAUAAUUUGUCUUAGAAGUAAAAAUAAUUUUGGGGAACAGAGUGCAUGUGACUGCUUUAAGUAUUCAUUUCAUAAUCAUCAUAUGCUUAUUUCUGAUUUACAAGGAUUUGAUAAAGUACAUUCUCUGGCAUUUACAUGCCAGUGCACUGAACCAUUUCGCUUUAUGCCUGCUGAAGUGGGGGCAAAGCAGGCAUACAGAAAUCCAGCCCAGGGGACUCAAAUUCCACUUCUUUUCCUCAGUUUUCUUCCUGUUUAAAUCUUCAGUUACGCUAAUAAGUAAAACAGGUACUGUACUGAUUAAUCUUUUGAUUCCCUUUGUUGAUCUCUAAUAUUUUAACAUGCUGCUGCUAUUAAACAGGUAGGCCCUGUUAGGAUUACCUAAUAAUUCAUUCAGACGAAUUCCCCUGGAAAGCAGUCUUUUGCCUGUGUUAAGGUAGGAGUGAGUUAUCUUGCUGUUGGCCUGAGGACCAAUCGAAGUGACUUUCCGGCUAAGAAAGUAUUAUAGCAGAGGGCGAAUGGCUCAGAGGAGAUUUUGUGUGUGUGUUCCUGUUUCCCAGGUGUGGCUGGGGGCGGUGCUUUGUGUCUGUUUGUCUUCAGACUGAGUGCAGCGGAUUGAGAGGACAUUCAUAAUCUCUUUUCUGAUCAGAACAGAAAAACUUCUGUAAUGAAUUACAAAUCUAAAUUUUAAUCUUUAUUAAAUAGCUGAAAAACUUUGCCUACUGGCCCCGGUGGGUUAGAGCUUAGUUCAAAGCCAUGACAUACGUUAUGGACCAAUGAAAAACAGUAGUCUGACAUUAGCUUCCAAAUCUUUCUUAAUUCUGAUUUUAAUUACAAAGAAAAAGUGGGUUAAAUAAGGACCUUUAAAGAAUUCUUGCACACACCUUUAAUAAUCAGCUAACGCUGUCCUAGAAUUCAGUCUUCUGUUUUGGUUUCAUUACUAUUAAAUAGACACUUUCAUAUAAAUGAAAAUGCUUUGCCUCGAAACAUUAACUCAAAACAUACUCCUUAUAUUAAGGGUUAUGUAACCAUAUUUCUCUGUGAAUCCCUGAGUAUAACUUUCUUGUUGGUAUGUGAUUCCUUUCAUUUAAUUUUAUUAUCUGCUGGUUUGGGGGUCAAUAGAUUUGUGAAUAUUCCACGGUGUGCCGGUAUAUAGGUGUAUAUAUAUUUUUCUCCAGCUAAUACCUCAAAUGUGUGAUUGUUUAAUGUAGACCACACUAUGUUUGCACAGAGUAGGGCUUCCAUUAGCAGUGGAUAUUUUCAUUUCUAACUUUAAAAAUCAGUCCCAUAAUUUCCUGCUUAUAAAUUCUUUCUGUUGAUCUUUUUCUUUCUAUUUCAAGAGGAUAUUAUUAUAAGGUCAGUGAAUCAAGUCUAAUAUCUUUCUAUAACUAGCAAUUUGGAAAUAUGUCAUGGUAAGAAGUGUUUCUUGAAGAGUCCCAUUGAGAAAAUCAUCAUGAACAGCCGGUAUUACCAGCUGCUGAGGUCUCUGACCUGCUUCAGGGUGCCCAGCCAAAUGCCACAAGUCUGAAACAUUUCAGUAUAGAAUUCAGCACACCCCGAGUUGAUACUGUUCUGGGCCAUGUGAGAACCCCACAAGGAACAGUUUUCAGUAAUGUUGGAGUAUUUCAAGUCAAUUAAAAGUGAGUUGUUUUUGACUUGGAUUAUGAGGGAUCACUGAAAUAAUACUUUGUGAUUUAUUUGCAUUAAGAAAUGCUUCUUACCUGGUGUGUGUGUGUGUGUGUCUGUGUGUUUUGAGUUGCUACAUAGGAGAGGGAUCACUAAAAUAAUGUAGGUGUGUGUGUGUGUGUGUGUGUGUUUUGAGUUGCUACAUAGGAGUUUCCAUUUACAGUUUAAAUCCUGAUUUUAAAAGCUACAGAUCAUUUUCAAGGUGAUGGAAUUUUAAUGGAAGCCUUGUAUAAGUGAGGUGAAACUGAUGAAGGUGAUCUUACUUUGUCUGUAAUGCAUUCAAGAUUAUACAGUUAGAUUUUAAAAAUGAAAUGUCUGGUUUGUAAAAUAUUUAAUGUUAUAUCAGACUUAUAUAUAAUAAAAUUUACUGUGUGAGAACUCUGUUAAAGAAAAUGCAUUUGAUUUUUAAUGAAUGUCCUGCUGAAUGACUUACAAAUUUUUGUCUUUCAGUCCUUUCAGUUUUCUUAAUAUAUGAAUAAAAAGAAGGUAUGUUCUCACUGUAAA